Ornithorhynchus anatinus (platypus) is the source of this 824-nucleotide messenger RNA. It is a transcript of the gene NOPCHAP1, whose product is annotated as NOP protein chaperone 1. The record is from RefSeq and is a predicted model, not a curated record. Gene Ontology annotation, molecular function: box C/D methylation guide snoRNP complex binding. Lineage: Eukaryota; Metazoa; Chordata; Mammalia; Monotremata; Ornithorhynchidae. Gene Ontology annotation, biological process: box C/D snoRNP assembly. The coding region runs from base 23 to 523 and encodes 166 amino acids. The transcript is spliced from 4 exons.
CGCUGAGGUCGGGGAGGCCGCCAUGGAAGCGGCGGGGGCGGUGGCAGCUCCGGCUCCCGCUCCCUGCCCCGCCGGCCCGGGGACCCCGCCCGCCCGGGAUCUGCUGGACGUGGAGCGCGGCUACGCACGAGGCCUCCGCGACACAUUACUCCUUGAUGCCAAACGGCCUGCUGACAGAGGCACCAGAUUACAGACGGUCCGGAUGGAGAGGAGUAGCCUACUGGACACAGUACAGAAUUUCUUACCACAGAUGGAAAGAGCAAACAAUGACCUAAGGGAAAGAAUGGCAGAAGCACCACCUGGUCUGUUUGAUAUUGAAAAUAUAGAUGACUCACUUGAAAAAAUCAUAGAAAUGGACUUGGCCUUGGUUGAAAUGAGCGGUUCUGAGACAGAUGGGGAACUCAGUUCAGAAGAAAGUUCAGACUCUGACAACAGCGGUCCAUCUGAUGAAGUGACCAUACAUAACAUUAAGUUUCCUAAACCAAAGGGAGAAAAAGGCAAGAUAGAAGUUUUGGACAGUUAAACAAGUAUAUCAAGUGAUUAAAGCUGUUUUAAGGCUUGGUUGUAUGUGCCUGUUUUUCCCAUAUUUUGAAACCUGUGUAUGUUGGUUUAGCAAAUUAAUCCAAGCCUUCAAAAGUUCUGUAACUAAUACAGUUUUUCCACAGUAGAUGCUUUGCAUUUCAGAUUGUGGUGUCUGUAAUGCAUUUGUAAAUUGUUUAUACCUUGUUUCUUAAAGAAACAGACACUUUUUUUUUCCAGAUGCUGUUCGUAAACAAUUCAGACACUAAAAAGAAAUAAAAUUGCCAGAUAUCUUUUUUUUUUUA